This is a messenger RNA of Melampsora larici-populina 98AG31, 696 nucleotides long. RefSeq lists its product as uncharacterized. The record is from RefSeq and is a predicted model, not a curated record. NCBI's taxonomy places the organism in Eukaryota, Fungi, Basidiomycota, Pucciniomycetes, Pucciniales, Melampsoraceae. The transcript has 4 exons. Gene Ontology annotation, cellular component: cytoplasm. The coding region runs from base 1 to 696 and encodes 231 amino acids.
AUGCGAUCUUUAUUGGAAAGAAUCCUUUAUCACCAGAAGAUUGAAGGUAUCAAAUUAAGUUUGAUUAGAAAAGAUGCUUUGUUGAUUUAUUCAGGUGGUCAAACUAGGUUGAAAUCUAAUUCGAGCUUGAGCGAAUCAACUUCUUAUUCAAAUGUUGCUAACUCGUUAAACUUGUAUCAAGUUAUUUAUGAUCAACUUUUGGAAGAACGUCAACUUGAUCGUCAUCAAAGGUUUAGAAUUCAUGAGUUUUUAACCGAUCGGGUCACUACUGAAGAAUUCGCGUUGGAUUCUUGGACAAACUUGGUUUUCUCUGUUGCAAGAUUCAAAGAGUUUACAGGACAUUAUCCCCACCAUAUCACCGUAAUAGGUCAUUCCUUCAAAUCCAAAAGGUUUCAAGAAAUCCAUCGAGAAGCCCUAAGAUGGCCAUCCGAAAAAUUUGAGUAUGUUUCCAUUCAAGAUGAUUCAAAUCAAUUAGAAUCAAGAUAUUUAGGUGAAAAGGAAGUCUUUCAAUCCUUUGGGUUUGAUAGAUAUGGUUGUUUGGGUAAAUUGAUGUCUAAAAGGAUUUCUAGAAAUCCCUUUAGAAGGUUUCAUUCUUAUUUGAUUAGUAAUUACGAAUUGACAGGGCUUUUGGAAUGGUGCCCUGCGAAUGGAAUUGAUUGGUAUCCUGGACCAUUACCUUGGUCAAAUUUAACUUGA